AUGAUAUUUUUGAUUAUAGUGAUAAUCUUAAUAGCCAUUGUUUUGGGUGGAUUUAUUUAUUCAAUGAAUAAGGCAGGACCGAAGAGAAGUUAUAAUGUGGAUCUGACAGGCAAAAUCGCUAUUGUGACAGGGUCUUCUGCUGGUGUUGGCAAAGAGACAGCCAGGAAGUUGGCUUAAAGAGGUGCAACAGUGAUAUUUGCAUGCAGAAGCAAGGAAAAAACCCUAAUAAUUAUUGAUGAAAUAGCAAAGACAAGUAAGAAUUAUAAUUUACAUUAUAUAAAUUUGGAUUUACCAAAUUAUGAUUCGGUAAGAUAAUUCGUUAAAGAAUUUAAAUAAAGAUUUAAUAAAUGUGAUUACCUAAUCAAUAAUGCUGGUAUAUUUAUUAUUAACUAAUAAAAAAACAAUUUGAACCAUGAGCUCACAUUUGCCACAAAUCACUUGGGCCAUUUUCUUUUGACAAAUCUUCUUUUGGAUGUUAUGAGUGACAAGUCUAGAAUAAUUAAUGUGGCAAGUGGGGCUCAUGAAUUCUUGAGGUCGGCUCCUGACUUUCAGAAAGCAAUCAAAGGAGAAAUAAGUAUGGGAAUGAGUACUUAUGCCACCUCAAAGUUCGCCAACAUUUUGUUCACUUAAGCCUUAUAAUAGAAAUUUGAUAAGGAAAAUAGAAGAAUUAAGGCCGUAUCAUUACAUCCUGGAUUUGUAAGAACAGAGAUUUUUCAUUCUAAAAAUGGAUCAAAUCGCUUUUUAAGUGCUAUCGCCAUAGUGGUUAUAGGUCUGAUGUCUUAAUUUUCAUUAAAUGAAGAGCAAGGUUCAAGAACAACCGAGUAUACAAUCUUAUAGCCAUAUGAAGAAUUAGUGCCAUCAGGAUAUUAUUAAAAAAAUCAAUUAUCUAAAUCGACUAAAUUAGUGAGGGAAUGUGGAUUGGAAACAUAGCUGUGGGAAUUAAGUGCCAAAGCAGUAGAUUUAUGA
Messenger RNA from Paramecium octaurelia, 966 nucleotides. The record is from the annotation of a GenBank genome assembly. NCBI's taxonomy places the organism in Eukaryota, Ciliophora, Oligohymenophorea, Peniculida, Parameciidae.